This is a messenger RNA of Syngnathus typhle (broad-nosed pipefish), 1494 nucleotides long. RefSeq names its product matrilin 3a (gene matn3a). Lineage: Eukaryota; Metazoa; Chordata; Actinopteri; Syngnathiformes; Syngnathidae. Bases 1 to 1494 code for a protein of 497 amino acids. The transcript is spliced from 7 exons. The record is from RefSeq and is a predicted model, not a curated record. Gene Ontology annotation, molecular function: calcium ion binding.
AUGCCAUCCUUCACAGAAGCCAGGAGGGCCUCCUCAUAUGAGGAGCUACGGGACCCGGAGAGGAGACCACCCGUGCCAAUUGUGAUGAGGAUGAUGAAGUACUGGCUGUGGGGUCUUGUGUGCGGCACCUCUUUAAUGCUCGGCGACGUGUUGGCCACCUACCAGCUGAAUGCACAGAGCUUUGCGCAGAGCAGAAACAAUGGACGACCACCCACGAGGACGCUCGACACAGCAAUUCAUCGAGGUGACUACACGUAUAGAAGAGAUUAUCACUACCACUACCAGCCACCGAGGAUCUCUCCACCGGUAGUGUAUCGACCUUAUCCAUUAUCUCCUCCAGUGACUUACCACAGACCCUCGGUCCCUAUGUGGUCCUAUCAGCACAAAUUCAAAGGGCAUCUCCAGGUGCCCCAUGGUCUUACCCCACCUGUAGUGCACUACCCUCAACAUAUACCCAAAGGUUAUUAUUACCCCAAAAUCCCAUGUCCGACCAGAGCCACGGUGGCAACUAAACCUUUGGUACAUCUCUCAACCGUCCCUCCAACCCAACGACUAACCACGACGGCACCGACUGUGCCACCGACGACGACCGCAAGCACCACGCCAGCAGUGAGCACCACUUUGGCACCAGAGGAGAGCACCGAGUCACCAGAGUGCACGAGCCGCCUCUUGGACCUGGUCUUCAUCAUUGACAGCUCACGGAGCAUCCGCCCCAGUGAUUUUGAGAAGGUCAAGACGUUCCUGGCGCUUAUGGUCGACACGUUGGUGGUAGGCACGGACGCCACCAGAUUGGCCGUGGUCAACUACGCCAGCACGGUCAAGAUCGAGUUCCUGCUAAAAGACCACUUCAACAAGGCCGACAUGAAGAAAGCCAUCUCCCGCAUCAAGCCCCUGGCCGCCGGCACCAUGACGGGCCUGGCCAUCGAGAAGGCCGUCAAGGAAGUUUUCACCGAGGAGUCCGGAGCCCGGCCUCAUUCCCGGAACAUUGCCAAGGUGGCAAUCAUCGUGACGGACGGGAGGCCUCAGGACCACGUGGAGGAGAUCUCCGCCACGGCCCGCGCCCAAGGCAUCGAGAUCUACGCUAUCGGGGUGGACGACGCCGACAUGGCGUCUCUGAAGCAGAUGGCCAGCUUGCCUCUGGAAGACCACGUCUUCUACGUGGAGACCUACGGUGUUAUUGAGAAGCUCACCUCCAAGUUUCGGGAGACCCUGUGUGGUAUGGACCCCUGCAGCACCGGAAACGACUGCGAGCACAUUUGUGUCAACAACGUUGCCUCCUAUUACUGCAAGUGCCGUACCGGUUAUAUCCUCAAUGCCGACCGGAGAACAUGUUCCCUGAAACAGGUGAAGGCGGUGGUUGUGGAUCCAUGCAAGUGUGAAGCCAGACUGGCUUUCCAGAAGCAGACGCAGGUUACCGUGCAGCAGCUUACUGCCAAGCUCGCUGAUGUAGCAGGGAGAAUAGAACGCCUUGAGGAAACGUUGGGCCGUGUGUGA